Suillus bovinus is the source of this 1046-nucleotide messenger RNA. RefSeq lists its product as uncharacterized. NCBI's taxonomy places the organism in Eukaryota, Fungi, Basidiomycota, Agaricomycetes, Boletales, Suillaceae. Bases 356 to 883 code for a protein of 175 amino acids. The transcript has 2 exons. The record is from RefSeq and is a predicted model, not a curated record.
GAAAGCGAAUUAAACUGUUACGUACGUCAGCGUUGUUACAAUCAUCUUCGAUGGUUUACGUUGUGAACUUUUUCCCUGGGCCCCGAGCCGGGCAUAUAAGUAACACUGACUUAUGAGCUCAGAAAGUUGACUUUUUCCUUAUCCGACCCCUUGUUUGCUUUACUAAUAUUGGGUUCUUCAGCCCACGGGCUCCUUACUUCUGUCAGCCCGUUUCACAGCGACCUUUCACAGGUCCACCCUGGUCCAUCACAAGCACUGCCUGCUGGUUGGCAGAAUCCGAGACCACCAGCUAUUGCGCAACAAUCUUGAAUCGAUCCUAUAAGCAGGUCCUGUAAUCGACACUCCUGUGUUAUCAAUGCAACCGUCGCCAUCUGCUAUACCCGACUUCUACUAUGCGCUUUUCGCGUUCUACGAACCCGCUUUGACGAUACUUGGGUUCAUAGGGGCAGUGCACGACCCUGAAACAGCACAUAAUUCACAAGCACCAUGGCCAGAGGAUAAUCUCCCACCUGCCAACCUUCCAAAGGCAUCCAUCGUGACUGUGAUCCAACUAGCUCACGUCUGUGCGCUCAUGGGGGUUGUUAACUUCUUCGUAUUAACGGCCAUCCGGAAGCAUCUCUCGACGCAACUCGCUAUACAAGAGAAGAUCAUAUUUGCUCUCAUGACCCCCCUUCUCAUGGGGGACUGCAUGCACCUCUUUGUUACGCUGUGGGCUCUCGGAGAUGAGAGAUGGGAUAUUUCACAGUGGAGUCCAAUGCUUUGGACCACCAUUAUCCUUGGAUUUAGUCUUAUGAUACCUCGGAUCAUGUGGCAUCUUGGAAUUUGGAGAUAUGUUGAUACUCGCGACAGACAAACCGACGUUACUCCAAAUGAAAAGAAAUAGUGCGAGAAGAGAAUUUCAAGGGAAUAUUACAUCUUCAUUUAGAUAUAUAGAGAACUUCUGCGAUACACCUAUCCUACGUUACUGAAGACGUUAGUAUACAGUCCGCAAUAUACCAACUACCACAGCAAUCACGUCAGAAAAUGCUGGCUAGUACGGACUGUUC